AUGGUACAAAUCAGUGAAGUGAAAGAUAACAACUCAAGAGAGUCUAGAACCGCUGCUCAUACACAUAUCAAAGGUUUAGGUCUAGAUGAACGUGGUAUUCCAAAACCAAUUGAUAAUGGGUUUGUUGGUCAAACUGAAGCUAGAGAAGCUGCUGGUGUCAUUGUGGAUUUAAUUAAAGCUAAAAAGAUGAGUGGUAAAGCCAUUUUACUUGCUGGUGGUCCAGCUACUGGUAAAACUGCAAUUGCAUUGGCUAUUUCACAAGAAUUAGGUCCAAAAGUUCCAUUUACUCCAAUUGUUGGUUCAGAAUUAUAUUCAGUUGAAGUUAAAAAAACUGAAGCUUUAAUGGAAAAUUUUAGAAGAGCUAUUGGUCUUAGAAUUAAAGAAACUAAAGAAGUUUAUGAAGGUGAAGUUACUGAAUUAACUCCAGAAGAAAGUGAAAAUCCAUUAGGUGGUUAUGGUAAAACAAUCUCUCAUGUUAUUGUAGGAUUAAAAUCUGCAAAAGGUACUAAAACCCUUAGAUUAGAUCCAAGUAUUUAUGAAAGUAUUCAAAAGGAAAAAGUCACUGUGGGGGAUGUCAUAUAUAUUGAAUCAAAUACUGGUUCUGUUAAAAGAGUUGGUAGAUCAGAUGCUUAUGCAACAGAAUUUGAUUUAGAAGCUGAAGAAUAUGUUCCAUUACCAAAAGGUGAUGUUCAUAAGAAAAAGGAAAUUGUUCAAGAUAUUACAUUACAUGAUUUAGAUGUUGCAAAUGCUAAACCUCAAGGUGGUCAAGAUGUUUUAUCAAUGAUGGGUCAAUUAUUAAAACCAAGAAAAACUGAAAUUACUGAAAAAUUACGUCAAGAAGUUAAUAAAGUUGUUCAAAAAUAUAUUGAUCAAGGUGUUGCUGAAUUAGUUCCAGGUGUUUUAUUCAUUGAUGAAGUUAACAUGUUGGAUAUUGAAAUUUUCACUUAUUUAAAUAGAGCAUUAGAAGCUUCAAUUGCACCAAUUGUUGUCUUAGCUUCAAAUAGAGGUUUAACAACUGUAAGAGGUACUGAUGAUAUCAAAGCUCCACAUGGUAUCCCACCAGAUUUAAUUGAUAGAUUGUUAAUCAUCCGUACAUUACCAUAUUCAACUGAAGAAAUUAAAAUUAUUAUAGAAAAAAGAGCUAAAAUUGAAAACUUACCAAUAAGUGAUGAUGCAUUAAAUAAAUUAGCUUCUGAAGGUUCUUCAACUUCUUUACGUUAUGCUUUACAAUUAUUAUCACCAGCUGGUAUAUUAUCUAAAACUUUUGGUCAUAAUGAAAUUCAAGUUAGUGAUGUUGAAGAAGCUCAAGGUUUAUUCUUAGAUGCUAAAAGAAGUACAAAAGUUUUAGAAACUCAAUCUGGGUUCCUUUGA
Messenger RNA from Hansenula ciferrii, 1371 nucleotides. It is a transcript of the gene RVB1, whose product is annotated as RuvB family ATP-dependent DNA helicase pontin. Gene Ontology annotation, cellular component: NuA4 histone acetyltransferase complex; Swr1 complex; R2TP complex. Gene Ontology annotation, biological process: regulation of transcription by RNA polymerase II; chromatin remodeling; box C/D snoRNP assembly. The transcript has a single exon. Bases 1 to 1371 code for a protein of 456 amino acids. NCBI's taxonomy places the organism in Eukaryota, Fungi, Ascomycota, Saccharomycetes, Phaffomycetales, Wickerhamomycetaceae. Gene Ontology annotation, molecular function: ATP hydrolysis activity; ATP binding; DNA helicase activity. The record is from RefSeq and is a predicted model, not a curated record.